AGCAGACAGACUGAAAUCGUGACCUGUUUCGGACUAGAUCCAACGAGAACGUGGAGCAACCUCGAUCUGGGGUCCGUCCCUGUUAUCAGCGGUUUUUGUCAACCUCGACAAUUGGCCCGGCUGUUCCAUCAACCACCUCAUGCGAACUCAACAAGAUCGGAACUAGUCAGCAUUGAUUUGUCUCUAAUUAGCGAGACUGUUCGAACCACGUCAAUGGUACUCACCAGAUUUUGGUGUCCCAAGCCUUGUGUGUGACACACACCCGCGAAAGGACUGAUAAGCUACCAACUGAGCACUUCGGGACUGAAAUUCUGUCCCUUUUGGGACAUGGGUCGAAACAAUCUAUUCGGAAUUGCCUGCAAAACAUGCCGCCGUCGUGGGAGAAAAUGUGAUCGGAGCCUGCCGACAUGCACGAAUUGCAGCUUGAGGGGUGUCGAAUGUGAAGGAUAUGUCUUACGUUGGGUCGAUGCCAAUGUCCGAGGACCUUCGGCUGGGCAGACACAUACGACCCCUUUCCGUGAGAACGUCUUGCAUGCUGCCCAGGAGCGGCCUACCCCAGGCGAGCUGAAGACCACACGUACUGGGCCUCGUAGAAUAAAGGAUACUCAGCACCCUCAUCAUGAAGCGAAGAUUGUUUCGAAUGCUGAGCCUCCAGGAUAUCAUGCUUAUGUCGCAGAUUCCGAAUGCUCUGGCACACAUCAUAUCGACUUUGAGGAUGUCUUCAUCCUACGACGACAAAAUUGGAGCGUCCUCGAGGUCGUGGGAACAGGUCGCGAUGGUCUGGAAGGAUUGGUCGAUUAUUAUGCCCGUGAUAUCAGUACAGCCUUCUAUCUCGGCCAGGGCCCUGCUGAAACGCCUGACAUUCGCCAUAUUCUGCCUAUGGCCCGAAGCAUUCCUUCGGUGAGAUGUGCAGUGGCUGCCUCGGCUGCAUGCCACCUAGCGAAUCGGCUGGAAGACGACCAUUUAAAGAGACAAAGUCUUCAUCUGCGACUAAAAGCGACCGAACUCCUGAGAGCGAAGUUGAAAAGUGAAGGUGACUUGCCAGACCUAGCAUGUUUGGCCUGUAUGCUGCUACUCGCUCAGCUCGAUGUAUGCUCCGGGGACUGUGUCGAAUUUGGGACACACCUCAAAGCUGCGAGCACCUUUAUCAAGUUGCGUGGGUCCGACGGGACAGAACGAGGUUUCAUUGAGCAACGUAUAGCAUGGCUUGACAUUAUGGGCGCAACUACAAGCUCGAGAAUGCCGCAUUGGUCCUCCGAAGACGUCAAGGCUACCCUGAACAAGUUCAGAACACCAUCAGGAAGAGAAUGGGGCUUUGAUGUGUUCUACUGCCCCAUUGAUCUGUUCGAAUGUAUCGCCGAUGUUACGGUGUUGUACAAAUCACAGUCUAAUCCACAAGACAUAGAUCAUGAUAUCGUUGAAAAAGCCAUACUACUCGGCAUUGCUGUCAGAAACUGGGAUGCGUCUACCAACGACUCCGAUACCCGCCACCAUAUGGUCGAGGUAUGGAGGUUGGGAAUCUUGCUCUAUCUGAUUCGACUCUUCCAAUUGCCCAUCCACAUCUUCAACACGCCAGAACUCAUCGUUAGCAUCUUUCAUCAUGCACGUGGGAUUCCCUCCAAAACAAGCUGGAGCUACUCGACAUCGUGGCCCUUAUUCCAGGCUGGCUUACUUCUACCCCACAAGGAGUACCAGACCCAGAACUGGCUACGAAAUGAACUGCAUACGAAUUUCCGAGCUCUUGGUUGUAUUCACCAAAAGCUUGCCGCUGAAGCUUUGGAACAGGUCUGGAGGUCAGGUGAGGAUGGGCUCUAUGAUCUUUCCGACGCCAAUUUUCCAGAGCGCAAGCUUAUACUCUAG
This is a messenger RNA of Exophiala viscosa, 1860 nucleotides long. RefSeq names its product fungal-specific transcription factor domain-containing protein. Gene Ontology annotation, molecular function: transcription cis-regulatory region binding; zinc ion binding; DNA-binding transcription factor activity, RNA polymerase II-specific. The transcript has 4 exons. Gene Ontology annotation, cellular component: nucleus. Gene Ontology annotation, biological process: positive regulation of transcription by RNA polymerase II. The record is from RefSeq and is a predicted model, not a curated record. The coding region runs from base 328 to 1860 and encodes 510 amino acids. Lineage: Eukaryota; Fungi; Ascomycota; Eurotiomycetes; Chaetothyriales; Herpotrichiellaceae.